GCUGAAGGGAAGCCUCUGAGACCCCGCGGCUGCCACCAUGAGCUCAGGAAACCUCGGGGACCGCUCAGAGAGUAAAAGCUUUUUGGAAGAUGUCACUGAGUAUUUCCGGGAGAAAGUGAGCAGGGAAGAACUGGAACACCUGCUCACAGAAGACAAAGCCUGGGAGAGUUUUGUGGCUGAGGCUGAUUUGUCCAGGGAAGAGGCAGAUGCACUACGUGAACAUCUGAACAAGCUGAAAACAGACUUGGCAGUGGGGGACCAAGACACACUCCAACAGGACCAGGUGGACAGGAUGAGGUUUUUGGAGGCGUUUCCUCAGGUGAAAUGGGAACUGGAGGAGCAGAUAGGAAAGCUCCAGGCACUUGCAGACAACAUUGACAAGGCGCACAGGAAGUACAGCACUUAUUACAUGGUGGCCAACUCUACCGGUGCUGUGUCUGGCGUCCUGAGGAUCUUUGGCAUGACUCUGGCUCCCGUGACAGCAGGGUCCAGCCUGGCAGUCUCAGCCAUUGGGUUAGCACUGGGAGCAGCGGCUGCUGUGGCCAGUGUGUCCACCAGCAUCAUGGAACAUAGAAGCACGUCGGCCGCUGAAACCGAAGCCAGUCGCCUUAUGUCAACUGGUGUCAACAGAGAGGCAGGGUUGAUGGGGGCUCUAGGUAAGAACACACCCCAGAUAGUUUUCUCUGCAGCUCAAGUCUUCAGAUCCAUAAGAGGCAUUGGGAAGAAUGUCCGUGCCAUCAAGCUGGCGAGAGCCAACCCUGGCUUAGCAGCCUGUGCUGUGCGCUUCAUGACCACUGGGAAAGUCUCGGUCCAAAGUGCCAACCAGGUGAGGAAAGCUUUUGGAGGCACACCUUUGGCAAUGACCAGAAAGGCCCGCGUCAUGGGUACAGCCUUGGCAGGUGCCUUCCUUCUGGUGGAUGUGUUCUUCCUGGUGCAAGAUGCAAAGCGCUUGCUGGACGGGGCAGGGGCAGAGUCAGCUGAAAGGCUGAGGCUGCAGGCCCAUGAGCUGGAGAAGAAGGUGGAGGAGCUCACCUGCAUCUAUAAGCAUCUGUGCUAGGCCCUACUCACCACCCCAGAGCAGUACAGGGACCAGGGACACAUGUAGGGCCAAGGUGCGGAGGCACCUUGUUAGAGGGAAAAGGAGGGCGAGAUAAAAUUGAUGGAGCUGGGUGUUAGGAAUUUGGCAUCUCUGUAGCUGAGCACAGCAGGGGAGGGAGGGAUGCAGGUGGCAGAUGGGGAGAGGGAAGGAAGGAGCCUGGAGCCUGGACUGAGGGAGGAGAGGGGACUAGAGAGUGAGGGGAGGGGAGAAACCACUUGUUUUGGACUAAAGAAGACACUGGGGCAGAAUAAAGGGAGAGGUGGGGGAACUAGCAACGAGAGGCCGGGAAUACGAAAGGGUUGCAAAUGGGAGAAAGCUGAAGGGUUAGGAUUGUUGGGAUCCAGGAGAAGGAGCAGGGGCUCCUCUCUCACCUGUUCCCAGGAGUUGAUGUCCCAGCAAGAAGGGAGUCUCCCCCUGGGGGUGGUCUCUAGCCCUACUUUUCCAGUAUCAACUCACCUUUGAUCCCAGCAGGUAUAUCUUAAUUAUGCAGUGACUUCUUGAUGAUGGUGGUGGUGAUGGUGAAGGUGGGGAUGACAACUUGGUGGGCGGAACAUUUGGCAAGUGGCCAGGUGCUCUUUGGGAACAGGAUGCCCUGAGAAACUAAUGAAGUUCCCAUGAAAUUCCAAAUGCUGGUAUGAAACAGAGGUUGAUUUGAAAAAAUGAAAGAAGAAAGAAAGAAAGAAAGAAAGAAAGAAAGAAAGAAAGAAAGAAAGAAAGAAAGAAAGAAAGAGAUAGAAAGAAAGAAAGAAAGAAAGAAAGAAAGAAAGAAAGAAAGAAAGAAAGAAAAAGAAAGAAAGGAAGAAAGAAAGAAAGAAGAAAGAAAAAGAAAGAAAGAAAGAAAGAAAGGAAGAGAGAAAGAAAGAAAAAGAAAGAAAAAUGAAACCAGAUUGCAGCAACAGGGCAAGGGACUCUGUGGUGUGUCACAGGGUUCAAUCAGCCUGGGUCCAACAGACACAGCCUCUCUGAGCCUCAGUUUCUUCCUCAGUUGGGGGUGGGGCUGGACAAUAUAUUAUAUAUUCCAGGUCCGCCUGGCUCUCCCCACCUUGUGCUCUACAGACUUUGGUUCAAUAAACAUGAACUGAUGGACUGAGGCUUCCUUGUGCUGAUGGACGGGCUCACCUGGGCUCCGGAGGCCUGACUCCC
Hippopotamus amphibius kiboko is the source of this 2242-nucleotide messenger RNA. RefSeq names its product apolipoprotein L3-like. The record is from RefSeq and is a predicted model, not a curated record. Bases 38 to 1057 code for a protein of 339 amino acids. Gene Ontology annotation, molecular function: lipid binding. The transcript is spliced from 3 exons. Gene Ontology annotation, biological process: lipoprotein metabolic process; lipid transport. Gene Ontology annotation, cellular component: extracellular region; membrane. Lineage: Eukaryota; Metazoa; Chordata; Mammalia; Artiodactyla; Hippopotamidae.